GCCAAUAUUCCGCUUUGGAUUUGAUUCCGGCAAAAUAAGAAUCCUCGUCCGCGAGCAGACAGUUUACAUCUCAGAAGUAAUAAGCAUGUCGUCAACCGCAACUGAAAUCGGCGCGAUCCUUUCCAGCGCGAUCAGAGUCUUGCGUGGUCUCAAAUCAGCCGAAGAAUUGAUCUCAGCUUGGCCCUUACUCUAUCAAAAAGCUCUUCAAAGUCUUCAAACUCUGUCUGAACUCGAGUACCGACUCUUCUUUGACCUGCCUGAUGAAGAGGAGGAGGCCGCCAAUCUUCGUGCGGCGACCACUCUCUCGCGGGAACAGCUUGUUGAGAAAUGCAUUUCCACCCCAAGAGAUCUCACUGACAAGGAACUUGCUAUCACAAAAGAUCGAUUCUAGACACCUCGCACCUCGAAAGAGAUUUCAGCUUCGUUCAAUGCACUGGGAAAUACGAGCCAUGAUGGGAUCAACACUUUUCUUGCUGCUCGUAAUUUAAGCAAAGAGCAAGCUGCUUUUGACGUAAGCAAGAAAGAGGAUAGAAGACGCAGAUUGGCAGUGGAAAACAACGCAUUGAAGGUAGCAGCCCAAGCAGCUCUCCCUUUUGCAAAACCUUGGAUCCAGCAAUUGCAUCAUUCGGGAAAGCCUCAUUGGGGGUUCGUAUGUCUUUACGAUAUUUCUGUUCAACAGCUUGGAAAGGAAAGAAUUGAGGAACUCGAAAGCGCAAUGUACCAGUUUUUUCGAGGAAAUAGAUUGGAUCCAAAUUAUACCUGAUGAUUGAUUCCUCUACGCCAAUAAUAGUAAGACAACAUUUGUCAACGAGAUCUUUGCCAAAACGACACGAAAUCAGGUGCGACGUCCAUUUAGUCUUCACCGAAACUAUGCUCGAAUCAUUCGAUCCUCCUAAAUGCUCGCUGGACGAGUAAUACAUGGUUUACGCCAAUCACGUGCUAUCAAUAUCUGGACCAAAAGUACAGCAACUCUUUUACUUUAGACGGGGUUAUCUCUCUCGGAGACAAUAUGAUAAUCCAUCUUGGAAUAAGGAUAUCAAAGAUGCCUCGUUCUCCUACAUCCAAUCAUUGCUGCACGGAUCCUUGGGACUUCAACAAUAGUAAGUGUGGAAGGACUACUCGUUUGUCAUCCUACACCACUAAAUGACCC
Molecule: messenger RNA, 1150 nt
Organism: Cadophora gregata
Lineage: Eukaryota; Fungi; Ascomycota; Leotiomycetes; Helotiales; Ploettnerulaceae
Exons: 3
Coding region: 86-391 (101 amino acids)
Source: RefSeq, a predicted model, not a curated record